Molecule: messenger RNA, 1230 nt
Organism: Tigriopus californicus
Lineage: Eukaryota; Metazoa; Arthropoda; Copepoda; Harpacticoida; Harpacticidae
Exons: 3
Coding region: 185-727 (180 amino acids)
Source: RefSeq, a predicted model, not a curated record
CUUGGCGAGUAUUCUGAGGAACUGUAUUUGGGAUAUGAAGGGCUCAUUGCCGUAUCGCGUGCCCCAAGGGGAUGAUAGAAAUCUGAUGAACACCUACCUAAUGGCAAUCUGAAGUGGAUAGAUAAAGAAGGACCAAGCGGGUCCAAAGGACCAUCGACAUUCUUGACUUGAGCUAUAUAAACCAAUGUCUCUUGGCAAGCACGCAUCAGUUCCAUUCCUAAUCAUGGUCAACUUCAUCGAGACUCUGUUCAUCUCCACGUGUCUGCUUCAAGGUGCAAUGGGCGAUGUAACCCAAUCCAAUCCUCGCAUUUCCACUCGGACCUCUUGGCCCACGGAAACGGGAACAAUGGUUCGCAUCCUCCGAUCCGAUCCCGAUAUGUUCCACGCUGAGUCUGCCGAUGGAAAGUGGAUUCAGGGAGCUGCCAGUCCGUUCGAUUUCAUCCGGUUCAACGAUUACCACAAGCGCACGGUGCACCCGUUGAUGAACCGUUAUUAUCGCGAAUCGCUUAAUCGACCCACCAAACGCGACCUGUUCCUUCGCUCCUCCAAAAGUGAUCCCGACUAUUUGAACAAUGCGGUCGAGUCCUUUCAGGCUGAGUCUGAGGAUUUGCCCACUAAACGUUGGGGCCCAUCGGUUCCACAUUGGCCGAAGCGGGACAACUCCCAAAGACAAGAGAACCCAUUUCUAUUCCGAACGUCCAAGCGGAGUUACACUAACGAGAUCUAAAUGGAACCCACCCGAUUGACCACUUUUGAUAUCAUUUGAGGGAGUAGCAUGAUCUUCAAGUCAUCUAACAGCAGCCUCGUUGGUAUCGACCAACGUUCGAUGUGUUGGCACUUGGCUAAAUAAGACUUUUUUGAUAUGUAUUAUGUGUAUACGUAGAUGAUUCGCGCCUAUGGACGACGCAGAGUAUUUACCAAUGUUGUUGAUGAUAAUAAUGACCUAACUGUUGUUGUUGUUGUGACUACUGACUUGAAGCUCUUCGGAUAACGAUUGACAAACUUAUGUAAAGAGAUAUGAAGCAUUGUCCAUUCCCCGAAACCAAAGUGUCAACAUUCCCAUUGAACGUGUCCACCCACCAGUAGCGGAAACUAAGAAUUCAUUUCACAGACAAAUGAUUCAUUAUCAUACUAACAGUAAUAUUAAUUAUGUACCAAACUCUCGGCAGUGUUUCGUAAACAUGAUAGUGUACGGCAUUUUCUUCUCGAAUAUACCACAUAGCAUCUUGA